This is a messenger RNA of Candidula unifasciata, 1044 nucleotides long. NCBI's taxonomy places the organism in Eukaryota, Metazoa, Mollusca, Gastropoda, Stylommatophora, Geomitridae. The record is from the annotation of a GenBank genome assembly.
AUGCCUCGAAUCACUAGCCAGUGGUCAGUGAAGCCCACCUCAGGUGGCUGGCAGAAAACUACCGUGUCCAAGUACUCCACAUUUCCUUCAAUGAAACCACAGUUUCGAACCUCGGACGCUUUCAGUGAAAUGUGGGGACGCCUACCAUACAGGAAUCAUCUCAACCAUGCCCAGAUUUAUACAGAUCUGUCGAGGAAAGAGUAUCUAUGUCAACUAAAGACCUGCCUACAGCAGCUGCCCUGUGACCGGACGCUGCAGAUUCGCUGGAGGUUUGACAAGGAAGUGCCGAGCUUUUCCUUGGAUUUCCUCUUUCUCUACAUGUCUAGGUUCGGCAAAGUAGAAGCCAUUUACCAGCAGGCCACCAACGCCUGUUUGGUCUUGUUCAAGAACCACCGCUCUGCCUGGCUAGCGGCCAACAAGAGGGAUCUAGGUCUGCCUUACGGUCGUCUGUUUGCUCGAUGGUGGAACCCACCUCCUCAGGACAGUGACCAGCUGAGGGUGACCAAGCACGUGGAGAAGGCAGCGGAAACAAGAACCAGGUGUCACUCGCUGAUGGACGCUGAUGAUCGAUUGGCAGCUUCUAGUGUCCUCCGGGCCUGCGCUAGAGUCAUCACUGAAAGCAACAGGGACGGCGGACCCACACUGAUGGCCUAUCUCACUGAGGGCGUCAGGAGGCCAGUUUCAUCGUGUAUCGAGAAAGUCAAGCGAACAUUGCCCAGGAAGAGGACCGGGGAGGUGGUGGCGAUCAGCUCAGUGGAGCAGUUCCACAAGGUUAUCAAGCGAGGUCGACUGACUGUGGUGGAUUUCUACGCCACCUGGUGUGGUCCAUGCAAAGCCAUCGCCCCUGUGAUCGAGUCGUGGGCCGCGGAGUUUCGCGAUGUUGUCUUCGUUAAAGUGGACGUGGACGAACACCCAGAAAUUGCCCAGGAGUACAUGAUCUCCGCAAUGCCAACGUUUGUGUUAAUCAAGAACAGCGUGACACUCGAUGUCAUUGUUGGUGCCUUCGAGGAAAAACUGAGAGAAACGAUUCUUGUUUUGAAGUAG